AUCUACCUGCUUAUUACUAGUUUAUUUAGAGACUGAAAUCUUGUCUAGAUUAUGCCAGAUAAUUUUGUUUAAAAAAACUUUUCUGGAUGCAUGCUCAGAGAAGGUGAUGUUGAAAGGAGGUUUGGAGUAACGUCAGGCUGGGCAAGGAUAGAUUGUGCCCGUUUGGUUGAGCUUUUGGGGGGAUUCUGGCCGCCAGAAGCUGAAGCGGCUACCAAACGCCCAGCUUCUGCUGCCGCUUCUCCGCGCCGCGCUUGGAUGAGAAGCCGCCCGCCCACGCGACGCCAGAAGCGGGGCUCAGAUCGCUUCCGCGGAAAGCCAAACCUCAUUUCGCUAGGGUUUCGCAAUCGCGCCCGUGACGCGUCCCCGUCCCAACUCGCCGCCGCAGGUCUCCUCCCCUUCGCAUCUCCCGCAACCGCCAUCAUUCGCGACGCCCGCGGCGGAGUUCGUGUCCCCCAUCGCAUCUCCCGCCGCCGCGCUCGUCGUCUUCGCAGAGGGGUGUGACCGCGGCUCCGCAACCUCUUGGAGAAAUCCCGACAAAUAGCUUGAAGUCGCGACUCGUCCCGCCAUCUCAUCUUUCGUCUUCGCAGAUUUCCGCAUCAACUCGGGUUAUUCGUCUGAGGAUCGAAAAUCAACUUCCGGCAAGAUGGAGAAGUCCGGCAAAGUGAUUGCAAAGUGGGAUACUAGAGCAACAAAAAUUUACACAGAAAUUUGUGUAGAAGAGGUCAAUGCUCGGAACAGGCCACAACAAUUUCUAAAUGCAGAAGGGUAUGCUAACCUCAUAAGGAAGUUUAAGGAACGCACUGGUCGCACUUACACCAGGGAGCAAAUGAAGAAUAGGUGGGAUUCGUUGAAGAAAAUGUUCACCCAGUGGAAAACUCUUAAUGAGAGGGCUACAGGUCUUGGUCGAGACCCUCAUACUGGUUCUAUCAGUGCGCCAGAUGAGUGGUGGACCAAGCAAAAUGAAGUAAGUUCCUAUUUUGUUUCGUAGACUAACUUUAGUAUUGGCCAUCUAAAAGUAGGAACUACGAAUUGGUGCAGGCAAUGCCAGGUUGUAUUAUGUUCAAAACAGCCCCCCUAGAGAAUGAGGACGAGCUAAAGGUUAUGUUUGGACCCAUUGUCUGCACAAAUGAAAGAACCCUGGUUCCUGGCGUGGAGGAUGCUAAUUCAUCUUCUGAUGAUCAUUUGGAAUACACUUUAGGUGGGGGUGAAAACAGCACACCUGACCCCUGCACAAAUGCUACUGGGAAGCGUAAGAUGCGCCAUGAUUCCCCAAAACCAAAGAAGAAAAAAGAUUCGAGGGAAGAGUACAUGAAAAGACUUGUCGAGGCUUUUGAGUCCCGCUCAUUGACCACAAACAAGUCCAUUACUUCUUCUGACAAUGACCCGGUUCGAUUAGAAAUUAAAAACCAGUUGCUACAAGUCAAGGAAGAUGGAUCACCUGAAGGGAGCGAACUACAUUUGUUUGCGACGCAUCUUCUGAUUCAUAAGAAGUAUAGAGAUGUUUUUGCAAACUUGGAGACAAAAGAAGGAAGAAUCGCUUGGCUUCGCAAUGCUUACGAGUUAGAAACUAAAAAGAGCUCUUAGCUGGUGGCCGUCCGACAACAGAGUCGUACAUGUUUGCUGCUAGUUGUGUCUGCUUAAUGAGUCCACCUACAUGUUGCUGGUCCGACAACUCAGGCUUAUAUGUUCAGUAUGUUAGUUGUGUCUGCUUAAUGAGUCAUGUUGUCUCAGUUUUCGUUACUAUCAUUUUCGCUUGAAAACAAUUUUCCACAAAUUCGAGUUGAACAUGUAUGAGAAUAAUCAGAGUUGUAAUCGCUUGUGGCCUAUGUCAAUCUGUGAAAUUUUAAUAUGCCUGUAAACUGUUCGUCUUCUUUAAUAUGUGUUUUUUAAACUGUGGUUGCAUAUGAAAUUGUGGCUCUUGCUUGUCUACAUGCAGAUGUGUGACCCUUAUGAACACACAUCUGAUGAUGAAAUGGAUGCACACACAUCUGAUGAUCAAAUGGAUGCACACACAUCUAAUGACGAAACAGAUGCAGAAAUGCUUGUUGCUCUUUAUGCUGUUGACAUUUGGGGCAGGCAUUUUAGUCGGGCUCCUAGAAGAACAUUGGUCGAAUCUGGUAUUCAAUGGGUUCAAAGAACGUUGGAGAUUAGUAACGACUGUUUUGACAUGUUUCGGAUGCGAAGAACUGUUUUUCGUCGAUUGCAUGACACGUUGGUACAAAAUUAUGGGCUGCUUCCAAGCAGGGGUGUGAGUACUAUGGAAGCUCUUGGCAUAUUCUUGUGGGCAUGCGGGGGACCACAAUCGUUUAGGCAGAUCAGAAAUAAAUUUGGUCACUCAUUGGAAACAAUUAGCCGCAAGUAUACUGAUGUCCUUAAUGCACUUUAUAAGAUGUCAUCUGACACAAUCAAGCCAAAAGACCCACAGUUUGUCGAGAUUCAUCAUCGUUUGCGAGAGCCUAGGUUUUGGCCACACUUCAAGGAUUGCAUAGGCGCAAUAGAUGGUAGUCACUUCCCAGCGGCAGUCCCGGCUUCAGAACAAGCGAAAUAUAUUGGCCGACACGGUUACACGUCGCAGAAUGUAAUGGUCGUAUGUGACUUCGAUAUGAGGUUCACAUUUGUGGUGACAGGAUGGCCAGGUUCCGUACAUGACACAAGAGUACUACAGGAUACUUUAAUAACUUAUGCGGACAGGUUCCCCCAUCCACCGGAAGGUAAAUACUAUCUUGUCGAUUCGGGUUAUCCAAAUAGAAAGGGGUACCUUGCACCUUAUAAGGGUCAGAAGUACCACAUUACGGAAUGGCAAAAUGCGAGGCAACCUAUUGGGAGUAAAGAAGUUUUCAACUAUGCGCACUCAUCCCUACGAAAUGUUAUUGAGCGAUCAUUUGGGGUGCUAAAAAUGAAAUGGAGAAUUCUAUUAAGUCUCCCUUCAUUUUCGCUUGAGAAACAAUCGAAGAUAAUUAUUGCAUGUAUGACACUGCAUAACUUCAUUAGAGAUAGUGCUCUACACGAUAGAGAUUUUGAUGAAGUAGGACCUAAUAGCCUAAGUCAUGAUGUACCUUCAGGUGAGAGUAGUACUAGCACAUCUGAUGAGUUAGACAUGAGUGCUUUUCGAGAUGCAAUUGCAAAUGCAUUAGUGUCGUAGUUACCUUAGUGCAAUUGUAACGGUACUUAU
Zea mays is the source of this 3172-nucleotide messenger RNA. Its product is annotated as putative nuclease HARBI1. NCBI's taxonomy places the organism in Eukaryota, Viridiplantae, Streptophyta, Magnoliopsida, Poales, Poaceae. The transcript has 5 exons. The record is from RefSeq and is a predicted model, not a curated record. The coding region runs from base 1904 to 3142 and encodes 412 amino acids.